AUGUCAAACCGGAGGGACAGGGCAGAUGGUUAUGAACAGUCGAAAUCUCGAGUGCGUAUUGGACGAGCCUGUGACCGUUGCAAGCUGAAAAAGUCAAAGUGCGAUGGUAAUACUCCGUGUUCGAGUUGCGUCGUAAGCGACAGCACUUGCGAAUACAGUGUCCGACGACGACGGGAGGCGAGAGACUGGUAUUGGGGAAUGCAAGACGUCAUGGACGAAGCGUUGCAAAGACUCUACUGGGCCUGUAGAGAGAAUCGAGGAUUUCCUGGCAUCAUUCCAGACGAGAGCAGUGGCCGUGUCUCAACCGAUGCUAUUCUUCGUGGGUUAGGACUGAGUCCUCCACCAGUAGAGCGGCUGGGUCUCGGGACCACCCAGUCGGAUUCUGCUUUGGACGUCGGACGGGGUUCCGAACGGUUAUAUCAACCACCAGACAUCCAGUCAGAUCGUACAUCGAGAACUUCGACAAGCUCUUCGAAGCCAACGCCAAUCUCCAUGGUAAGGGAGGGCAGACUCGUUAUGGGAGAGAGAGUUCCGGUGCCAGAAGGGCCAGGCUUGCAACCCCAGAUAUCGCCAACGCAGGCUCAGCCGGGGUGCGAAUUGCCGAGUCUUCCCCCACAGAUGUCUGAGGCUGUGGACGGUUCAAUGGAUCCUGCGAUGCUCCAAGACGCUGAUUUGGCCUUGAUGAACCUUGAUCGCGCGAUGUACCCGGAGGCAAUGCAUUUUCAACCAGGCGAACAAUUGGCGCAGCAUGACCGGCGAACGCCACCACAGAUUGACCAUACCCCCCUGCAGACUCAGAAUUCACAGGAGGCUGGCAUUGUACCUAGCCAGGGUGCAGAAUGGGAGGGUCAAAGAGAGUUGCAGGGUGCAGGAAUGCUCCCUUGGCCAGGCACACUGGCUGCGGUGUACAGAGGUACCAAACUUAAGCCUGAUGGGACUUCUUUCCACAUUCCAAGUCCACAACAAUAG
Capronia epimyces CBS 606.96 is the source of this 969-nucleotide messenger RNA. RefSeq lists its product as uncharacterized. Gene Ontology annotation, biological process: positive regulation of transcription by RNA polymerase II. The record is from RefSeq and is a predicted model, not a curated record. Lineage: Eukaryota; Fungi; Ascomycota; Eurotiomycetes; Chaetothyriales; Herpotrichiellaceae. Gene Ontology annotation, cellular component: nucleus. The transcript is spliced from 3 exons. Bases 1 to 969 code for a protein of 322 amino acids. Gene Ontology annotation, molecular function: zinc ion binding; DNA-binding transcription factor activity, RNA polymerase II-specific; sequence-specific DNA binding.